UCUCUAUUAAUCUCCCAAAGCUGACACUUUGGUCAAGCAUUUGUGUGGGACUCGGAGAUUUCAAAAAAUAAUGAAUAACGCCUUCUUCUGGUUCAUUUUUUAUUCCUCUUGGAGUUCUUAUUAAUAAAAAAAAUUAAGUUAGACCACCAAAUAAACUUAAUCUUGGUUGCGCAACGAAAAAAAAUUCGACACCAAAAAAUAUCUGUUACAUUAGUUGAAGGUCAGUGGAUGUUUGUUUGAGGAUCGAUUUAGAAAUGUCCGAUAAAAAAGGAUCUUUAGUGUUGCUUCACGUGAUAUUUAGACAUGGAAAUAGAACUCCCGAUGCUGGACUUUAUUUUCCAAAGCAAAUCCCGGUUAAUCCCGAUGAUUAUCAACCUUAUGGACUAGGACAGUUAACAGAUGAUGGUAAAAAAAAAAUGAUUAAAUUAGGUAGAAAUUUAAAAGAGAGAUACAAACAUUUAUUAACCGAAUCGAUAAAACUAGAAAAUAUUGACCCGUGGAGUUCAAACGUACAAAGAACUAGAAAUUCUUUAAUCUUAAUAUUAAAAGAACUAAUUCACGAUGAUAACAUAGAAGAGAAAAGAUUAAAUUUCAUAGAAAUCCAUCGAGAUAAUAUGUUUUUAUCAUCAAUUACAAGUAUUUAUAGAAAUGAGUUAUUAAAAAACAAAUUUUUGAAUUUUUUAAAAACACACACAGGAAUUGAAACAAACUCAACUUAUGGGUUAUAUAGAGUCCAUGAUCUUUUAACAACACAAAAAUAUUUAGGAAUAUCCCAACCAAACUGGACGAGGGAAAUAAAUUGGGACGAUUUCAAUUAUUUAGUUUCAAAACAUUACUCGGAAACGAUGGUUGAAACUGUGGAAUUGCAAAAUUAUUUAUCCGGUAGAAUGUUGGAGAAGAUAAUUAACGAUACAAACGAAAAAAUUACGAAGGGAAACGAGAAAAUCCUACAUAUUUAUAGCGGACAUGACGUAAAUAUUGCAGGGAUGUUGGGAAUUUUAAAUCUAUCUUAUGAUCAUAUCCCUCAAUACGGUUCAUGUAUCAUUUUUGAGGUAUAUGAAAAUCGCGAAAUAAAGGUUUGAGUAAUAAUAAGUGUAUUUAUACUAUAUUUUUUAAUUCGGAGGAGUAAA
Onthophagus taurus is the source of this 1130-nucleotide messenger RNA. Lineage: Eukaryota; Metazoa; Arthropoda; Insecta; Coleoptera; Scarabaeidae. The record is from RefSeq and is a predicted model, not a curated record.